AUGACAAGAACACUAGAAGCAAUUUAUCUUAGUAUUGUUAUCCCUUACAUCAAUGACAUUAGAUCUGUAAAAGUAUUUCAAUUAGUUAACAAAAAAUGUUUUGAUUCUAUAGGAAUGAUUCGAAUAAAUCCAUGGUUUACUCCACAAGGAAAUUAUAUUCAAUGGCAUGAUGCUAUCAAAGAAGUUAGUUCAGAUGUAAUGAAAACAAAAGAAUUAGAUCAAGAAAUUCAAUUAUUUAGAAGUAUUCAAACCAUCCAAACAGAUUUAGAUACAAUAAAACAAAGAAAAGAAAUUAUUGAAGCAUAUAAUUGUAUUAGAAUAAAAUAUGGUAUUAUUGAUUCUAAUCAAUUUAUUUUAGAUAGUUUUAAAGAGAAAUUAGUUGAGCUAAGAGUUAUUAUUAAAAAACCUAUAUGUAUUGAUUUUAAAGAAUUCAUACAAUUGAAAAGAAUUAAACUUAUAUCUAUUAAUGUUAAAUUAAACUUAUUUCAAUUCUUCACAAAAAAGAACCAAAAAUUUGAUUGGGUCUAUGUUAAUCUAACUCAGAACAUAGAACUUUUUAUUAAUCAAAUUGAUGACUAUGAAAUAAAAAAAUUUGUAAUUGAAACUAGAAAACUUAAUGGUAUUAAUAUUCUUAAUAAACAAAGAUUAUCUAACAAGGUUAUUGUUUGUUGUAAUGAAUGGAUUGAAAAUAAAGAAGCAAUAGUUAAUUAUCAAGACACCUUCUUAUAUUCUUCAAGAAAGAAAAAUAUGAAUGAAGCAAUGAAACUUUAUUAUCCUUAUAGCAUUGAAUUGUCUUGGCUUUAUAAUGAAAAUGAAAUGGUUGUUGACUUAUCAUCUUUUACUAAUAUUAUACAAAUAAAACAACAAUUUAAACCAAAACAAGAAUAUUAUUAUCCAUCUUCACUAAAAAUGUAUGACGGUUGUUCUCUAAAAAAUAUUCCUAACUCUUUAAUUUAUUUAUAUUUAUCUGAUGUAGUAGAGUCUAUCACAAUUCCAUCAUAUAUCAUAAGUCUCAAACUUGAAAAUAUUCCUCAUUGGACUAUUGCUGAUAAGAAUUGUAUUAAUAGUUUAAAACUUAUUACUGAUAUCAAUGAUAAACUCCCUUAUGAAGUAACUAAAUUGAAAAAUAUGAAAGUAAUGCACCUUACAAAUUGCAUUAUUACAAAUACUUUAACAGUAUUAACAAGACUAAAUAAAUUAAGACUGUCUCAAUGUAAAAUUAGUUUAAACUCAAAUGAACUUCCAUCUUCUUUGUCAUCCAUUAUUUGUAGAAAUUGUAAAACUAAAUAUUGUUUUCUCCCAAGUUCACUUGUCUCAUUACAAAUACUUGGAAUGAAGAGUAUGGAAGAAACUCCUUUCUAUGGAUUUAUUUUUCAUAGUCAAAUGAAAUUACAACAAUUAUCAAAUGACACUGGUAUUAAUAUAACAAAUACCCCAACUACAAUAACAUAUCUCUCUAUCAAGAAUUAUUCAAACAACGAACUUCUUAACUUAAAAAAUCUUUCUCUUCUCAAUGUCUUAGGGAUAUCAAAUUCGUCAAGUGUCACAAUAAUAAUUCCAUCUAAGUUAAAAGAGUUAUAUUGUUUUUCUUCCAUUGUAACUAUUCAAAACCCAAAUGAAAGUCUUCUCGAAGGGAUGUAUUUCAAGUCUUGUAAAAUGAUCAAUUGGAGUUCUGUGCCUAAACUCAUCAAGCACCUCCUAUUUGUACCUACUAUUUCUUUGCCAUUGAACCAAAAAGAUUAUCCUAAUUUAAAGUUUCAUAAAAGCAUUAUCCCAAACUCACAAUCUGAUUUGUUUAUUUCUCAAGGAUUACCAAAUACAAUAAAUGAAAGAAGACCUUUAAUAAGUAAAAUGGAUAUAAAAAUUAUUGAUAAUUGA
This is a messenger RNA of Entamoeba nuttalli P19, 1878 nucleotides long. RefSeq lists its product as hypothetical. NCBI's taxonomy places the organism in Eukaryota, Evosea, Mastigamoebida, Endamoebidae. The coding region runs from base 1 to 1878 and encodes 625 amino acids. The transcript has a single exon. The record is from RefSeq and is a predicted model, not a curated record.